This is a messenger RNA of Colletotrichum abscissum, 3378 nucleotides long. Its product is annotated as chitinase. The record is from RefSeq and is a predicted model, not a curated record. NCBI's taxonomy places the organism in Eukaryota, Fungi, Ascomycota, Sordariomycetes, Glomerellales, Glomerellaceae. Gene Ontology annotation, biological process: carbohydrate metabolic process. Gene Ontology annotation, molecular function: hydrolase activity, hydrolyzing O-glycosyl compounds; chitin binding. The transcript is spliced from 7 exons. The coding region runs from base 1 to 3378 and encodes 1125 amino acids.
AUGAAGCUCCUCAAGCCCGCUGUGCUGGUGUUCUGUCUCCUACUCGCCGCGUCGGGAGCGAUAGCUCAGCAGGACUACAGCUGUUCCCCCACCAGGCCGUGCAAACUUGGCUGCUGCGGUAAGAACAAUGUCUGUGGCCUUGGGCCUAGCUAUUGCGCGCCCGCGAACUGCACUUCCAGUUGCGGUGCCAAGAGCGAAUGUGACCCAGGCUGGGGAUCCGCCUGGAGCCAGAGAGCGAAGUGUCCCCUCAACGUAUGCUGCUCCAAGUUUGGCUUUUGCGGAACUACCAAGGAGUUCUGCGGCGACAAGAAGGUCAAGGCGCCAAGUUGCCCUGGUGGCUCUUCUGCAGGCAAGCGAGUGAUCGGCUACUAUGAAGGGUGGUCAACAACAAAGGCCUGCAAUGGAUUGAAUCCUGAGGACUUACUCUACACUGCUUACACUCAUCUCAACUACGCGUUCGCCUUCAUUGACCCGACCUCGUAUAAGAUUGCAAAUAUGCAAGACUCAGACUCGAAGUUCAUGCCUCGACUCACAGCACUGAAGAACUACAACCCUGGGAUGGAAGUCUGGAUUGCCAUUGGGGGUUGGAGUAUGAACGACCCUGAUCAGCCGACCAAGCGCACGUUUUCUGAACUGGCCGCAUCCAAGGCGAAGCAAGACGUCUUCUUCUCAUCUCUUCUGUCUUUUAUGGAUAAAUAUGGCUUCGAUGGUGUCGACGUCGACUGGGAAUAUCCCGUUGCCGAGGAACGCUCUGGCACACCUGAAGACUACAAGAACUUGGUCACUUUUCUCAAGAAUCUGCGCGCAGCACUGGGAACGAAGGGCCUCACUAUCACGCUCCCAGCAUCAUACUGGUACCUUCAGCACUUCGAUCUCAAGAACAUCCAGCCAUACCUGGACUGGUUCAACAUGAUGAGCUACGACUUACACGGCACUUGGGAUGGCACAAACCCUUAUCUGGGGCCGUACGUCAACAGCCACACGAACUUGACAGAAAUCGACCGUGCCCUCGAGCUUCUAUGGCGGAAUGAUGUCGACCCGAAGAAGGUCGUCAUGGGUAUGGGGUUCUACGGACGCAGCUUCACCCUCUCGAAUCCAAGUUGCAAGACCUCCGGUUGUGGCUUCAGCGCCGGUGGCGUCCCAGGCAGAUGUUCCGCGUCUGCUGGGACAUUGAUGUUCUCUGAGAUCCAAGAGAUCAUAGACAAGGGCGGAGCUCAAGUGACAACAGACAAGACAGCAGCCGUCAAGAUUGUCACUUGGGGCGGUAAUCAGUGGGUCUCUUACGACGAUGAAGAGACGCUCAAGUUGAAGAUGGACUACGCCAACGGCAAGUGUCUUGGAGGAGUCAUGGUGUGGGCUGCAUCAACAGAUGACGCUAAGGGGACUGCCAUCAAGGCUCUAGCGAAAGCUUCGGGCCGAACCGACUUGUCGAAAUCUCUCUUUGCCAAAGCAGUCAGCAGCGACCCCAGCCAGUGUGUCUGGGGCGAAUGCGGUGCAUCGUGUCCGUCUGGUCUCGUCCCGGUCGAGAGUUCAGGGAGCAACGCCAGUCCACUUGGCAUUGAGUUAGGAUGCAAUCAGGGAAAGCGCAACUUCUGCUGUCCACCAAAGAACCCACCAACUUGUAAGUGGAAGGGAAGCCCCAAGUUCUGUGGUGCGCUCGCGAAAAACCGAUGCAGUGGCAAGGAGAUCGAAAUUGCUGCAAGCACAGACGGAUGCUGGACUGGACAUAAGUCUUUGUGUUGCACCAAGACUGAUUCGACAAGUACUCUCGACUCUUGCGAGUGGCUCGGUGCUGCCCCGUUUUGCUCAGCUGGCGCGACUUUCGGUUCCAUCCUUGGACUCGGCACAACACCUGUUGCUGGAGCAUUCUCCUUCCUUUCGUACGGCUGUCCCAACAAGGACAAGCCGAAGGAGUUGACCACUGGGAAGCAAGGAGAGGGAGGUCAGCAGACGCGAUCCGGAAACACUGCUUGGGUUCAAUGGAAGCAGAUACUGUCCGGCCCCCUCGCCAACCUUUUUUUCGAUUUUUCAACGGACUGCAAGACCGGCUGUGAGAGCGGAGAAGUGACCGUCGCGACUGAUGGCUUUGGCUGUCGCUCUGGGACAUACUCCUAUUUCUGCUGUGGUAAUCCGAAUACGCCAGUCGAGCCCAAGCUACCAGAGAUCAGUCUUUGUCCCAGCCCAGCAAACUUGCCGGACUUGUCCACAGUCCCAGAGGGCGGUUCGAGCCCUAAGAAUGUUUUCAAGGAAGGAGAUGUCUUUGACAAUAACUGCAUACUACCGCCAACUAAUAAGAGGCGACACAUGAUUCGAGCUGCUCGACCGCAUCACAAGGGAUUCGACAGUAAUGACACAAUCUCGGAGGAAUCAGAGCAUCCGGCACUCGCUGGCAUGGACACAUCGUACCUCUUUGGGAGAUCGUUGGAGAAACGCGGUGCCAGAGACGUUGCUAUGAAAUUGUGUGCACCCGGCAAGCAGAGCAGCAGCAUCUACACUCAGAACUACCCCGGUGCGACCAGCAUCAUUCGCACUACUGGGAAGGCUUUCACAGUGGCUAAGCAGGGUGUUUGCGCCGCUGUUGGAAUCACAGCUCUGACUAACCUUGAUCCGAAUACCAACUGGGUCACGGAGCAUGUGUUCGAGAAGCAAGAGUUCCGUGACGCAGUUGAGUGGAUGAUGGAUGGUAAUACGCCGAAGGGUGUUGCUCUCACAGCCGGUAAAGCUCCCUUUACGGGAGUCUUCGACCUCAAUGGCUUGUUUCAGGAUACCUGGCCUUCGAAGACUUACACCACUCUUAAAGUUGUCCAAGAUUGGGCGGGCAACAUCAAUGACGCUUUCACAGGUCUUCUUGGUCGAACGUCAGACGCAGGUCUCAAUAACGCAAACACCGUCAAUCUCCAAGUCUGCGACGCCGAUUUCAAUCGCUACAAAGAGUUCAUCGUUGCUGGUAGCGACUUCAUGAGCCAGGCGACGUGGAAGAACUACAGCCCCACAGGUCGCAUCGCCAUCUUGUCUGAUGUGAUUGACACCUUCGCGUAUCGAAGUGAAUCAAGCGUCAUCACCUCAUACCAAAAGACAUAUGCUUCACUGGCCACCCUCUGGGGCGACUUUGGUCGAUAUGCUGUCAGCAAAGGCGUCAACUACGAUUUUGCAUCAGCUUGGAAGCAGAUUGUCCCCGCCAAUCUCGAGAGCCAGGUCUCAUCUGCUCGAACGUUGUUCGAGAGCUAUGUCAAGAGCGAGCUAACAUUCUGGAAAUCGACUGCUGCCGCGACAACUUACUCGCCAGUGGUUGUCAAGGAGAUGACUGAUAAGCUUACGGAUUGGCAGGGGAAGGUGACUACACUAAUUGCGCUUCCGAUUAGCAAGAUGACAGCUUGA